Molecule: messenger RNA, 3105 nt
Organism: Hyaloperonospora brassicae
Lineage: Eukaryota; Oomycota; Peronosporomycetes; Peronosporales; Peronosporaceae
Source: the annotation of a GenBank genome assembly
AUGGACGUGGCCAGCCUCCACAACAUCCUGCUGCACACGUUCAGCAACGACGAGGCGGCGCGCAAAGCUGCCGAAGACGCUGUUGCAGGGCUGCACACGGUGCCGGGCUCGGUGCAGCUGCUCGUGCAGAUCACGGUCGAGGCCAGCGUGACGCGGGAGAUCCGCCAGGCCGCUGCCGUGUCGCUCAAGAACUUGGUCCACAAGUACUGGGAGGGCGCCGAUGGCCCGGACAGUCAGUGGGUGCAGGUCAUUAGUCCCGCAGACAAGGCACUUGGUCGCCAGAACGCCCUCGAGGCGCUUCUCGUCUCGCAGGACUCGAGCAUUCGCGCGCUCUUGGCCGAAACCGUCGCGCACAUUGCGCGUUUUGACUUCCCGGAGACGUGGCCGACAUUGAUUGACGACAUUUGCAAGAACGUGCAGAGCGGGGAAGCGAGCCGCAUCAUCAAUGCGCUCCUGGCGCUGCGUCGAGUGGUCAAGAACUUUGAGUACCGUGCCGAUGACCGUCUCGCGCCGCUUUUCCAGCUCGUGAAGGUGGUGUUCCCCAUGCUGCAGAACAUGAUGGUGCAGAUGCAGACCAACAACUCGAUCGAGGCGGCGCAGAUGAUGCACCUCAUCCUCAAGACCUAUUGGUCCUGCAUCAAGACGAGCUUGCCGCCAUACCUUGCGCAGACUGAGCUCGUGGUGGCGUGGAUGGACAUUUUCCGCGUGAUCAUUGCCAAGCCACUGCCGGAAGCAAGCGAGGGUGGCGAGCCGGCUGGACAGCCCAUUGACGAAGAAGAGCGCGGCAAGUGGACGUGGUGGGUACUGAAGAAGUGGGCGCUGCAGAUACUCUGCCGCUUUUAUACGCGCUACGGCAACCCGAAGAAAGCCGAAGAAGAGCACGUGCAAAUGAGCACUGUGUUCCGCAACCAGAUCGCGCCCGGCCUGCUGCCCUGCGUGCUGGAGACGCUUGCGCUGCGGAAAAGCGGACGAUUCUGCACGAACCGCGCAGUGCAGCUUGCGCUGGUGUUCAUGCAAGAGGCAGUGGACUCGGCUGUCACGUACAAGCUGAUCAAGCCGCACCUUGGUUUCUUGCUGUUCGAGGUCAUCCACCCAGUGCUGUGUUUGACGCCGAAGGAUCUGCAGCUAUGGGCAGAAGACCCGCACGAGUUUGUGCGCAAGACAAACGACGUGUUUGAGGACUUUCUCGACCCCGUGUACGCCGCGUCGAACUUGCUGGCGGACCUGUGCACCAAGCGCGGGAAAGACUGCUUGCCGAACGUGCUGACGUUCUACACCAACAUCUUGAACGCGUACAUUUCUGCUCCGGACGACAAGAAGAACUACAUCCAGAAGGACGCUGCUUUGCACGCCCUGUUUUCGCUGGACGGUGUGUUGACCAAGUCAAAGGCGCACAAGGACCAGGUCGAGUCCAUGAUUGUGACGCACAUUCUGCCCGAGUUUGCGAACCCGCACGGCUUCCUGCGCUUGCGCGCUUGCAAGGUCUUCUCGCGCAAGUACAUUGAAGGCAUUCGGUUCAAGGACGAGCAGACGUUGAUCCGCAUUGUCAACGGCAUGCUCGAUGCCAUGUUCGACCCAGAGCUGCCCGUGCGCAUCGAGGCCGCCAAGACGAUCCGUUUUGUCGUAAUGUACCCGCACUCGGAUACCGUUGUGGAAGUGCUUCGUCCGCGUCUGCCACAGAUCCUCGAGCAGUUUUUCAGCCUCAUGGACGAGAUAGGCAACGACGAGGUCGUUGUGGCCCUCGAGCACAUUAUCGACCGCUUCUCAUCGGAGAUCGGGCCGUUCUCGUUGCAGCUUGUGGCGAAGUUUGUCGAGUUUUUCGGACAGUUUACUGCUGUGGCUGAAGAAGACGAAGACGCUUCGCUUGCUGCAGUGUCGUGCCUUGACGCGAUCAACACGAUCCUCAUGAGCAUACACAACCACCCGGAGCUGUACGCUCUGAUGGUGCCAACGCUCGCGUCGGUCAUUCGCAAGAUCCUCACUGAUCUCGACUUUGUCGAGUACAUGGAAAGCGGCAUUGACAUCCUGGGCUCGCUAGCUUUCUACAGCCAGAAGAUCGCACCGCAGCUCUGGGACCUCUUUCCGCUUAUUUUCGCGAGCUUCAACGACUGGGCGUCGGAUUACUUGACGAACUUUGUGCCGGUCAUUGACAACUUUGUCGGUCGUGACAUUGACGGCUUUCUCUCGGGCUCGGUCGUGGAUCCAGCUACUGGCGCGAACGUGCGCUAUCUGGAGCUCGUGUACAACAUGGCCAAGACUGUCUUUGACGGCGAAAACGUGCAGGAGAUUGACUUGUGCGCUGCCUGCCGACUGCUGUACUCGCUGUUGCACAACCUCUUUGGCAAGGUGGACGAGUGCAUUCCACCCAUCACGCACAUGGUGUGCACGAAACUAGCAGAGCCGCUUGUGGACUCGACCGCACGCAACUUGCUGGGCGUGUUCAGCAGUCUGCUGCACUACAACUCGGCGCUCACGCUCGAUGCCCUCAACGCGCUCGGCGCUGCGGACGGCGUGUUGAAGAUCUGGUUGAGUGACUUGUCUCGAUACGACAACUACCUGGACCGCAAGUUGUUUGUGCUGGGCACCAUGUCGAUUCUUCGUGCUCCUGGCGACAAGAUUCCGACUGCGCUGCGUCCUCACAUCAAGCAGCUGAUCCAGGCUGCCAUGAAGGUGCUCGUCGAUGCCAUCCAGAACCCACCUGCCGGCAUCUUGGAAGAUGGAGAGGAGGCCGAGAGCGACGGUGAGAAAGGUGAGCAGCUCGAGGGGCUGCUAGAAAACGGUGGCUACGCCUCCGAUGAAGAUGCCGAGGACGUGGUGGAUGACCAGUACUACGCCAUACUGCGUCAGUUGCGUGAGGAAGCGGAGGGUCAGUUUAGCUAUGACGACGAAGGCGACGAUGACUACAUUAGUCUGCUCGACGAGGUGGACGAGGUCGAGUUCUUCCUGAGCUCGCUCCAGGGCUUUGCCCAAGCAUACGCUCCCGAGUACCAGGCGUUGGGACUUGAGGCGGACGCGACGACGCAACAGGCCCUCGUGCUCUUCCAGACGGAGCACGCCAAGAGAAAAGAGGCUCAGGCGGCGCAGAAAGCGCAGCAGCAGCAGUAG